This is a messenger RNA of Sinocyclocheilus rhinocerous, 2065 nucleotides long. Its product is annotated as F-box only protein 15-like. Gene Ontology annotation, cellular component: SCF ubiquitin ligase complex. Gene Ontology annotation, molecular function: protein binding. NCBI's taxonomy places the organism in Eukaryota, Metazoa, Chordata, Actinopteri, Cypriniformes, Cyprinidae. The transcript is spliced from 11 exons. The record is from RefSeq and is a predicted model, not a curated record. The coding region runs from base 1 to 1530 and encodes 509 amino acids.
AUGCAUUUAACACGGGUUAUCAUCAGUAAUAAGAGUGGGUUCAAACGCCUUGAGCUCAUCAUGGCUACUGGUCUUGGCGAGUUUCUCCGUAGUUUAAAACAAGGCCUUAUGAAAGGAGAACAAAAUACACCUGCGCGUGGAGAUAAUCAGGUUGGGGAAUUUGCUCGUACGACCAGGCGGAGAGGUCAUGACACCUCCAUGUCGACGCCUAUGCAGCGUGAACCGUGUAAAACUCGGUCUGUGUCUGAACAUUGCGCUAAGGGCAGCCAUGGAAAUUAUUUGGAGAGAUUGCCUUCUGAGAUCAUCCUGAAGAUUCUUUCCUUUCUGGAUGCCUCCUCUCUGUUCAAAAUCAGCUUUGUCAACAAGCAGUUUCAUGAUCUGGCUAACAACAAUGCUUUGUGGUCUGUGUUGUAUGCUUCUGAGAUUGAAAAGAAAAAGUGGAGACCCAGAGUGAGCAUGAUGACGGAAGCCGUGAGCAGCACAAUUGUGGAAGAGAAGCCUGCUGGAUACUGGAAGAAGGUGCUACUCAAGGAGAUGGCCGGCUACAAGGACACCAUGUGGAAAACGGAGCUAAAACACAUGAACCCGCACUCGGGCAUGCCAGCUCUGACAGAGCAUGCUCUCAGGAGGUUACACAUUCAGUGGGAGAUCACACUCACAAAUAAGAAUGGACAGGAAAGUGUCUAUAAGCAGACGCACACGUUCUUCGAAGAUUCAUCGGUUACAGUGUGCUGGAGCCAUGGCUUCUGGCCUUUCAUGUACAAUCUUAAUAGCCUUCAGCUUCAUGGAAUAAUGUGUCCAGCUUCACCAGCUCCAGGAGACAAGCCAAGGUGGCGCUCUCUGAUUCACAAGACAGGUUUGCAAAGUGUCAGGCUUGUGAAGCUGCUGCAGUUUGAUAAAGGGAUCAUCAUCGGACUCUGGCGGGGCAAUUGGAAAAUUGCCUUCAUCAUGAUCAACCUGCACUUCCACAAACUGAUUGAAAGAAGUCUCCUUGGGUCAAGAUUUUGUCUCUACAUACCUGCAGAGGACAAUGCUGUGGACCCUGACUGUAGUCGCCAUGGAUACACUCUGCACAUUGUGCUUCACAAUCCAGUUCAGCGAAUCAUGUGUCAGCGGUUUUCCCCUCUGUACACCAGGAGAGUGAUGUCGCAAGGGGAAUUUGUGCAGUUAAUCGCUAUUGAUUCCGCAAAUGUAUCCGAGCACAUGCCUGUGGCAAAGAUCAGUCUUCCAUGGGAAGCAGAGGGAUUGCAGGGAGAUGUUGAGGGCUGCUGCAUGAUGACUCUGACAGUGCUGGAUGAGGCUCAGCGUCCCUUCUGGUGUGUGAGUUCUACUGUAAAAAUGUACAGUAGACAAAGAGUGCUGGACUUGGAGUAUGAAGGCGAGCAGUUCAUCGUCCUUUACGAGGAUGCGGAGGGGAAGGUCAAAAUGACCUUCGUGUGGAUGAAGGAGUUUCAGCACUACUUUUUGGUGCAAUUAGUUACUAUAUUCCCUAUAGCAGCCAAAGUGAAAAGGCACUUUGGGGGAGAAUAAGGAAACCGUUGCAAUACCUAGCUGGUUUAUGUUUAGAAAAGUUGAAAUGAUUCCGGCAGUGCUUUUAGUUGUAAAUAUUCAAAAAUGAUUUUGGAAUAUGUUUCAUUUUCCAAGCUUAUUUAAUUUGUUUCUUGUUCAUGAAAAAAUAGUUUUUUGGCAGUUUGUUAAUGUAAAUGUCUGAAAUGUUUUGUCGAGUUUCAGAUGCUUUGAGUUUUGCUUUUAUGUUUUGUUUGUUUGGAAAUGCUAAAGCACUAUUUAUAUUUUAGUACCAAUUGAAAUUUGGUAAAUGGCUUCAUGUUUCUCAUAGUCAAAUAAUUUUCAAAAGGAGAAUAAAUAACAAUGGUUUGAACAUCCUGUGUACUGUGUAACUGAACUCGCAUUGUAAACCCAAAUGAUGAAAUUAUAUUAAUUAUUUAUUUCUCGGUAAUGUUUUUAUAAAGGUCAUUCAAGUGCUGGAGUGAUGCUUGUCGAAACUUUAAAGGACAUUGAGAAACACGUUGAAAACAGCUGGUUUUGUUCAAUGGGAUGCAUAAUG